Messenger RNA from Grammomys surdaster, 1390 nucleotides. RefSeq names its product agmatinase (gene Agmat). Gene Ontology annotation, molecular function: agmatinase activity; metal ion binding. The transcript is spliced from 7 exons. Bases 135 to 1205 code for a protein of 356 amino acids. The record is from RefSeq and is a predicted model, not a curated record. NCBI's taxonomy places the organism in Eukaryota, Metazoa, Chordata, Mammalia, Rodentia, Muridae.
CAGAGCUGGGCAGGUGGAGAAACGCUUGGGCUUUGGGGCCCUCCCAGCCUCUUUGAUCCCAGGGUGUCCCUGCCCUUUGAACCCUGCAACUGGGGGCUGGCACGCUGGCCUAGUUGGGCUCCUCAAUAGGCGGCAUGCUGCGACUGCUGAGGUCCAGCUGGGCCCGAGGCGCAGGGUCUGGGGUGGCCACAUGGCGUUCCCCUGCGGGACUCUUCUGUCCUGGGCGCCCCGGGAUCCGCCAGGCUUCAGAUGCCUCAGAUACCACACAUCACCAGUCCCCCACCUCUCAGUCACUGGUACAGCUGGUGGGCAACUGUUCCAUGAUGUACCUGCCCCUGCAGUCCUCUCCGGAGGGGCUUGACGCGGCUUUCGUCGGUGUGCCUUUGGAUACUGGGACUUCCAACCGACCCGGGGCAAGAUUUGGACCCCGUCGCAUCCGGGAGGAAUCACUGAUGCUGGGGGCCGUCAAUCCCAGCACGGGAGCCCUCCCCUUUCAGUCCCUCAGGGUUGCAGACCUAGGCAAUGUGACCGUCAAUCUCUACAACCUCCAGGACAGCUGCCUGCUAAUUCGAGAGGCCUAUCAGAACAUCCUUGCAGCGGGCUGCAUUCCUCUGACCUUGGGUGGAGACCAUACAAUCACAUAUCCCAUACUGCAAGCCGUGGCAAAGAAGCAUGGCCCUGUGGGUUUAGUGCAUGUGGGUGCCCACACUAACACCACGGACAAACAUCUGGAGGAGAAGGUCUACCACCGGACACCUUUCCGCCGAAGUGUGGAUGAAGGACUGCUGGACUGCAAACGAGUGGUCCAGAUAGGCAUCCGGGGCUCCUCCAGGACACUGGAUCCCUACAGAUACAGUCGGAGCCAGGGCUUCCGUGUGGUCUUGGCUGAAGACUGCUGGAUGAAGUCACUGGUCCCACUGAUGGCAGAGAUCAGGCAGCAGAUGGGGGGCACACCUCUUUAUAUCAGCUUUGCCAUAGACGCCUUGGACCCUGCCUAUGCCCCGGGGACAGGGACACCGGAAAUUGCCGGGCUCACCCCUAGUCAGGCUCUAGAGAUCAUCCGGGGCUGCCAAGGCCUAAAUGUGGUGGGCUGCGAUCUCGUGGAAGUCUCCCCACCAUACGAUCUCUCUGGCAACACAGCCCUCCUAGCAGCUAACCUGCUGUUUGAGAUGCUUUGUGCUCUCCCCAAAGUGACAACUGUCUGAGUCUAUGUUCCUGAAGACAACAGACUGUGUCCUGAAAAAGCCUCAAGAACUUUUGAGCAAGCAGUGCAAGGACCAAAGAAAGCUUUCUGUGAAGUGUCACCUGGCUGCAUACAAGGACAUUUCGGAACACUAACCCAAACAGCUCCUCUUUCCUCCCUAACAUUAAAGCACUUAUUUAAUUUGUA